AUGGCUUCCGCCGACGACAUGUCUGUGGAUGGAGAUGACAACGUGGAUCUUCUAGUAGAAGACAUCGUCGGGGCUUCAAAGCUACCAACCAAGAAGCGAGCCACGAAUAUCAGACCUACCAUUGAUCGGCUUGCUUCAGCUGCCUACGUGAAGGGCCUACUGCCCGAACCUUUGACUGAACUCAUUGAUCUCAUCACGAGGCCAAGCUGCCUUGACCAAGGCGGGUUGAACAUUCUGGUGAAGAACUUGUACCCUGCAGAGCGCCUGUCCGACGACCUUGUUCUGAGGGUGGUGGGAUGCCUGGGUCAUGGCGAACUGAAGCCCUCCCUGGUGCUGCAGUCAAAUUUGCUGAAAUGGCUGAUCAUGGUGUAUCACGUUCUGGAGAGGCCCGCAGUUCUAUCGCAGGCGUACGCUGUUCUCUUCAACCUCCUUGACACCGCUGCUAUCAGACCACAGCUCUGUCACCUACUUGCUUUAAUUACUCGCAGAAAACAUGUCCGGCCGUUCAGAAUCCAGGCAGUUCUCAACCUUUCUAGGAACACCGGCAACGACCCAGCAUUAACCGGCCUCCUCCGAGUGUUCAAAGACUACUACCCGGAAAUUAUUGUCGGCGAUGCCGUAAGAGGCAAGGCAUCUGCCUUCAAGCAUCCUGACAUUGAAUGGCGCGAGAGGUUGGACCAAAUUCAGAGGGAUCACUCUCAACGCACCGCCGAGGUCACUAGCCAACCUCGCAACGGCUUCAGCGUCAAUCAUCAGGCUUUGAGGGCUCGUAGUGGCAAGGGCGCCCAUGUCCCUUCGGUCCAUACAUCAGAGGCCAAUGAGAACUCGGUUACAGUUGAAGAGAUCGACAGCGCCGACCGACUCGCCCGGAGCAUCGAGAAGAUUGAGCUCCCAAAUCAACUUGCCGCUGUGUUGGCAGAUCCUCUUCUACAGAAGUUCAUGGCCCUAAAGAAGGACGAUGACGCGUCGAGGCGCGUGGUUCAUUGGAUCGAUGCCGUCCUCGAGGACGUUCUGAAUGGAAACGCCGACGAGAAGCUAUUCCAGGAGACGAUGGAAAUUUUAGAGGACUAUGUGACUCGGGUCAAAGAAACCCCGGUCGUCAUCUUGAAUUUCUUCGCCAAACUGUUCACUACCUGGAACGGCGUAGACGCUCGAGAUCCCAUUUUCAACAUUCUUUCCUACUCUCCGCUCGCACCAUUUGAAGAAUUAAGCAAAUUCGUCUUCAAGCCACUGGAGAGAUGCCUCCCCUCAACGCCCGACUCCCAGCUCGCCCUUCUAAAGCUGUACCAAAACCUCAUCCGCCACUGGUCUUUCGUCCUCCGCUCAGUCGACACGACCCCAGCAAACGUCCCUGUGGACGCCUUACAUCAAAUGCUAGACCACGCGAGCACCACCGCCCUGAACCUAGCCCAAGCAUCCCCAAGCAUCGCUGUCCACGGCACCAUCCUGGACCUCUACGAGGAAGCCGCCGCCAGCAUCUCCGAUCCCGCCCUGCAACACUUACUACGCAUCUCCAACCCGGCCGCGGAACUCCCAUAUCUCAUAUUCUUCAGCCACUCUCUCGCCAACGUGUCGCGCCUAUGCGCCUUCCUCGCGGUGUACAAGAAGGGAUUCGAGAACGCCAUGAAAAUGGGCCGUCGAUCGGCCGCGUACGAUUAUGAGCCCAGCUACGUGAACCGCUUCAACGGCUUUUUGAUGGACAUUUGCAACUGCCUAUGGCGUGGGAAGGCGUUCAACGACGCGGACAAGAACGCCAUCGGGUGCCUCACCGCGCGGCCCGUCGUACUUCGCUUGCAGCGCUACAUCGAGGAUCUGGAUGCGGAUCUCGAGCUACCCACUCUGUUUGGCUUUUCCUACUCGCCGUUGUUGAGUCUGCAGGCCAUUCGGUGUAUCCGACAGCGUGAAGAUGACGCGCUGGAGGAGGACGAAGACGCCAUUGCCACGAGGCAUGCAGGCCCUGUGACGGCGAACAGUCUGGCAAGAUUGGCUGAUGCGCGAGGUAUCCGCGUAACGUGGUCCGAAUACCGAAGCUACGUGCUGCAUGCGCUGGACGCCCAGGGGCUAGGAGGAAUAUCGGAACUCAUGAGGAACACUAUGAAGGUUCUCAUGACCUCCCAGCCCGGGAAGUAA
Molecule: messenger RNA, 2130 nt
Organism: Colletotrichum karsti
Lineage: Eukaryota; Fungi; Ascomycota; Sordariomycetes; Glomerellales; Glomerellaceae
Exons: 8
Coding region: 1-2130 (709 amino acids)
Cellular component (GO): nuclear body; cytosol; kinetochore
Source: RefSeq, a predicted model, not a curated record